UGUGAGUGCGCAAGCGCACGACGAGUCAUCGACGCGAUGUCCCCUCCCUCAAAAUCUCCAUCAGACAUGCCCCUUUCACGAGUCCUUUCCCGUCUGCGUUACAUUACAUUACAUGUAAUUUUGAUUACUAAAUCAGAUUACAAUACUUUCGUUUCAUUUUGAAAUAGUUUUAACAUCAGGCAAAACGGAUAUAAUGGACACGGACCAUACAGAACCCGUCAUAGACACUAAAACGGCACUGCAUUCUUGGCGUUAUGGCCACCAUUUUACACACAAGGCAGAUCAAGGAAAAAAUGUAAUCGUCCAGUGUAACUUAUGUUUACCGAAUGUUAAUCUGUUAUCCACCUCAAAAACAUCAACGUCAAAUCUAAAGAAACAUUUAGACAGGAAACAUUUGGGUUGCCAUGAGGUCAAUGCACCAAAGAGGGGCCGAAAGAAGGAACACAACGGUGAGGCCACCAGUCAUUUCCAACUCAAGAAAGUUAAAGCAGAGAUUAUUUCCAAAACCCAGGCACAAUCGAGAUUAGAUGAGCUAAUAUUUAACUUCAUUGUGGAGGACUGCCAGUCUUUCCAUCUGCUGGAGCAGCCUGGCUUCAGGAAACUGCUGGAUGGUUUAACUGAGGGUCAGCUGACCAUGGACAAGCUGACCUUGUCCACCAAGGUCGACCUGGAAUUCUCCAGCAUGAGAGAGGUGUUGACGGCCAAACUCGACAGCGUCCUGCACAUGUGUACCACAGGCGACAUCUGGACCACGGGCAGCAGGAGCUACUUCGGCAUGACCUGUCACUGGAUCGACGCAGUCACCUUGGAGCGGAAAUCCGCCGCCCUGGGUUUCGCUCGGCUUGAGGGGCCCAACACAGUUGAGGCCAUCUCAGGCCGGAUCCGCGACAUCCACUGUGCGUAUAACAUCGAGAGCAAAGUUCAGACCACACUGGUGGACAACGGCAGCCCUUUCGUCGGCAUGUUCAAGGAGUUCCUGGCGGACGGCGAUGAAGACGACGUGGGUUUCUUUGAAAACGUUGGCGCCAUCCUGGACAGUGAGCAGGAACGGGACGCGCCGGUGUUUGUGCCGGACGUGGGCCACUGCGCCUCGCACACCCUGGACCUGAUUGUGAUGGAGGACUUCUGGCUGGCGGUGUCCCAGGGCCCCGUGGGCCAACUGUACUACAGCACCAUGUCCAAGGUCUCUGCCUUCUGGAGCAAAUGCCACAAGCUGCAGGUGGCGUCCGCGAAAGCCGAAGACGUGGCUAAGAUGCCCCUGGUGGUGCCGAGCGCCAGCCGCUGGAACGCUGAGUACAGCAUGGUGCAGAGGCUGGUUUCUCUGGUCGAGAAGGAGCGGUCGGUUCUGAGCGAACGGCUUGGCGUUCCCGCGCUACAGGCCAAGGAGAUGGCCUUCCUGCAGGAGUACGUGGUGGUAUUCAAGCCGCUGGCCUUUGCCCUGGAGCUUUUCCAGGCCGAGCAGAAGUGCUACCUGGGCCUAGUCAUCCCCACCAUCCUUAGCCUGAAGAACAAGCUGACAGAGCAGCGGGCGACAGCGCGCUACUUCGCCGACGUCAUCGACACCGUCGUGGCCACAAUUGACGAGCGCUUUCGCAACGUUUUCGCCAGCACUGAGGCCAAAAUCGCCACAGCGACCACACCCCAGUUCCGGCUGUGGUGGAUGUCUCCCUCGGAGAGGGAGGAGAUGUGCGGCCUGCUGGAGGCGGCCGAGCUGGACCCCGGCUUCCCCGUGGAGGAGGCGACGGACGAGUACGACACCAUCACAGAGUCUGAAGACGACUUUUUCAGCUACGGGCCCGCGACGCCCCGCAGUCGGCCUGAGAAGCUAGGCGCCAAGGAGGAGAUCCAAAAGUACCUGGAGGGCACAGGGAAGAGCCUGGAGUGCCUAAAGGACUUCCCCAGAGUAAGGCAGCUCUUCAUCAAGUACAACACAACGCUGCCGUCUGCGGCGCCCGUGCAACGCCUCUUCAGCCACAAGGCGAACCUGGCUGCCCCGCAGAGAAUCACCAGUCUGACCGACAACUUCUUUGAGAGGAUCAACCUGCUGAGAUACAACAGCACCGUCUGCUUGUUGGACACCUAGUGGAGCUCAAAGCCUAAUCAGCAAAGAUUAACUAUAAAAAUAUAACGAGCGACAUUGAAACUAAAUGAAUAAUUUCUUAGUAUGUAAUUAAUGGGAUGGCCAAUAUUAGUUUGCCUGGACUCGGGAUAAGUAGCCCAUUAGGCAAACAUUCAAGUUACUCCCAACCCACAAUCUUUAUUUUUUAUUAUGUACAUGUGAUUUUAGUUUUAUAUUCAUUUGAGCUCCCUUGUUGACUGUUUUUUGUAUUACACUAAAGAAUAGAAGAAACGCAAAAUCUUUGUAUAUGGCGAGUUCUUCUUCCUUCGUGAACCACGUCCGCUAUUCAGCAGAUAGAGGUCAUAGGGGUUAUGUGAACCAGAUGUAAUCAGUGUAGAAGUGGGGCAUGAUCACUUGCCCAGCUGUUUUACAUACAGCCAGGAGUGCAUCAACCGAUUACUGAUGAAAAAAAUAAAACUGUGCAUUAAUUUCUAAAUGGGAACAGAGCAUGCAUGCACACACAAUGCCAAUCAUCCUAGGUUCAUCUUUUCCUAAAACAUUAAUUUGCAUCGUGCUAAUUAAUGGUACAGAAAGAUAUUAGUAUGACUCAAUCAAAUGGUGGGGUUGAAAAGGAUGUACAUCGCCCUCCAUUUUAUUCUAAGUGUGGACAUUACACACCUGGACACCAAGGCAAACUGAAAGGUCAAGUUUGUAAAUAGAAGUUGGCCCACCACAUCUUGAUGAUUACCCUUUCAAAUGCAAAUUAUUCCAAUUGAAAUUAGUUUAAAUAAAGUAAGCAAGCGGCAAGGCUGAAAUUCCCUUUUGUUGAAAAUCACUAGUAUGCUAGGCCUUUUUAUGUACUUAUAGAAGUGAAAGAUGGAGUACCUAUGUUUUAUAUACUCUUGAGUACUGUAUAUACUCUUGAGUACUACAUGUGGGAUGUUAAUCCUGAAAGACAAAAAAAGCUCUUCAAACCAACACUUAGCAGCAGCUUCCAAAACACAAACCAUAGUUCAGGGUUUCUCCCCAUUCCGUUUUAAUGACUUAAGAAAAGAAAAAACAUGGAUAGAAAGUGUCAAGAUCUCCACACAGCACACUUGAUGUUGGUCAGGUCUGCAUCUCAUUUGCACCAUUUAGUGUAAAAAUUGUAUUUGCACGCAUCCCCAUGUAUUACAAACACAUGCAUCUUGAGCAGGGUCACAUUAGGCACAAUGUGGGAGGUGUGUGUGUGUGUGUUACUUUAACAGAAGUUUUCCCUUUUGUUCCAAUUCUUAACCAAAUCCCCCAUUGUCCAUACAGUCCUCUGAUGCUUACUUUCUCUGGAUAGAAUACCCAAGAUGUCGAGAACCUUCACCAACAGCACAUCGACUGCCGCGUUCAGAGAUCCAUUCAGAGGAAUGAAGAACGAGAGGAAAAAUCGGACAUGGGUUCUCUUGAUUUGUGAAUUGCAAAUACCAACUGUCUCUCCCCUCUCCUUGAUAGAACCAGGGUGAGAACAAGCAGUAGAUACAAGAUACACAUCUUCACAGAGCUUAUCUCUGAUUGGA
Gadus chalcogrammus (walleye pollock) is the source of this 3606-nucleotide messenger RNA. RefSeq lists its product as uncharacterized. Gene Ontology annotation, molecular function: DNA binding. NCBI's taxonomy places the organism in Eukaryota, Metazoa, Chordata, Actinopteri, Gadiformes, Gadidae. The record is from RefSeq and is a predicted model, not a curated record. The transcript has 2 exons. Bases 194 to 2083 code for a protein of 629 amino acids.